AUGGGAGUCUUUCCUCGUUUCCAACCAAUUUCCAAAUGUAGCACAAAAGAUAGAUCAAACCAAACCGUCGCAUCCGACUUAGACGGCACGCUUCUCGUGUCGCGGAGCGCCUUUCCCUACUACAUGCUCGUCGCACUCGAGGCCGGAAGCAUUCUAAGAGCGUUACUUCUCUUAUCCUUAGUCCCGUUCAUAUACUUCACGUACCUAUUCGUCUCCGAGACGCUGGCGAUCAAAACAUUGAUAUUUGUCACAUUUGCGGGACUAAGGAUAAGAGACGUUGAGAUUGUUUCCCGGUCGGUUUUGCCUAGGUUUUACGCCGAGGACGUGCAUCCGGUGACGUGGAACGUGUUUAAUUCGUUCGGGAAACGGUAUGUUGUUACCGCGAGCCCGAGGAUUAUGGUUGAGCCUUUUGUUAAGACGUUUUUUGGGAGUUGA
Lathyrus sativus (Indian pea) is the source of this 435-nucleotide messenger RNA. Lineage: Eukaryota; Viridiplantae; Streptophyta; Magnoliopsida; Fabales; Fabaceae. The record is from the annotation of a GenBank genome assembly.